CCCAUUAUCAUAGUCUCGUAGUGGAUGUUCGCUUCCACUUCCAGCAAUAAAGCGAGAAUCCCCUGCUUCCGACCACCCUUCCUUCCACCGGAAUUGUUUAUUCUAUAAUACCGCCAACGGCCAGCCAAUUUGACCUCUUACUUUCUCUGACCCAUGCCUUUUUUGUACUCACAUGCCCACCAUUCCCAAUUCAUUAAUCAAUCCACCAUCCCCUGAAAAACCCACCCACAACCAUGGCGAUGGCGAUCGCCUUACUCCUUCUCACCUCCGCCGCCGCCGCAGCACCAAUAGCUUCUUCUUCUACGACACCAGAAACACGGUGCCCAUUCGACCUAAGCUACGUCCGCACAAUCCCAUGGGACACUUCCCUCUGCCAGCGACCCGCCGCCGCCCCGCACUGCUGCCAGACCCUCACCAGCCUCUUCGGCAUCGGGAUGUCCCAGCACCUCCGCCAGACCUCCGUCUUCGAGCUCCCCAACGCCAACGUCUCCGCCGCCUGCCUCGCCGACCUCCGGACCAACCUCGCCGCCAUCUCGAUCGACCCUUCCUUCGUCCCUCUCUGCUUCAACGACUCCAAUCAGUUCGUCUCCAGUCCUUCCAGCUGCGUCGGGAUCAUCACCGCCGCCGAUUGGAUCAGUAGGGUCGGACCCAUCACCCCGCUGGAUGCUAAUUGCAGAGGCGACCUCUCGUCGGGGCUGACCCGCUGCAGCGCUUGCUUCAACGCCGGGUUGCAGGUGAACUCUCAGCUCAGUAGCCUCAUGCCCAAUUCGACUUCCAAGUGUUUCCACUUCACUUGUAUGUAUGCUGUUGCUAUGGUGAACGAGCGUGGUCCUCUCGAUGCCAAGACAUCGGGUUGUAUUCUGGCGUUGCCGCUGAAAAGCUCCGUUGGUGAAAACCCUAAUCAGGGCAAACAUGGGAAAAGAAACGAAUUAGGGCUUGUUUUGGGGGUUAUCGGUGGUGUUGUUGGUGUUGUAAUUGCUGCCGUUUUGAUUGUGGUGUUUUGGCGGAAGAGGCGAAAGAGGAAGCACGAUGAGGCUUCCCAUGAGCAAUUUGUCAGCAGUUUCAAAUCUGCUGUGCUGCCGAAUUCCGGAGCUAAGUGGUUUCAGGCGUCGGAGCUUGAAAAGGCUACAGAUGGGUUCUCACAGAGGAAUUUCCUGGGGAAAGGGGCUUUUGGUGUUGUGUACAAAGGGGUUCUUGCAGAUGGCAGGUUGAUUGCUGUGAAGGAAAUGCACGAUCCUGAUUCUCUGAGGGAUGAGGAGUUCUCUAAUGAAGUUGAGAUCAUCAGCAAAAUCAGGCACAGGAAUCUGCUCGCGCUGCGAGGGUGCUGCGUUGCUAGUGACGCGGUCAGAGGGAGGAGGAGGUCGAAUGGAAGUCUCGGUGAUCAUCUAGCCAAUGACAAGAAUAGAAUUCAGUUGAGUUGGCCUCACAGGAAGAGAAUCCUCCUCGACGUUGCCAAAGGACUUGCAUACCUUCACCACGGGAUCAAACCCGCCAUUUAUCACCGCGACAUUAAGGCCAACAACAUACUGCUGGACAAUGAAAUGAAAGCCAAGGUCGCUGAUUUCGGGCUUGCAAAGCAGAGCUUGGAAGGUCAGUCUCACGUUACGACGAGGGUGGCUGGAACCCACGGUUAUUUAGCACCGGAGUAUGCGUUGUAUGGACAGCUGACGGAGAAGAGCGAUGUGUACAGCUUCGGGGUUGUGAUUCUCGAAGUCAUCAGUGGAAGGAAGGUUAUCGAUUCGUCGAGCUCGUCGUUUCUUUUGAUCACGGACUGGGCAUGGAUGUUGUUGAAAUCCGGGAAGGUAGAGGAGAUCUACGAUGAGGCGAUACGAGAGGAAGGUGCUAAGGAUGUGAUGGAGAGGUUUGUUCUUGUUGGAAUGCUGUGUGCUCAUGUAAUGGUGGGGUUCAGGCCGACGAUUGCUGAUGCUUUGAAGAUGCUGGAAGGUGACAUUGAUGUUCCUAAGUUGCCUGACAGGCCAUCGCCACUGAGUCACGAAUCAUUUCGGCAUUCUGCUAAGAGCUCGCUUUAUGGUUCGUCUGUAGGCAGCGAGAGGUCGAAAGCUUCCAACACCUCCAUCUCCAUCUCCAGCUCAAGUACCGUAUCUUGA
Linum tenue is the source of this 2108-nucleotide messenger RNA. The record is from the annotation of a GenBank genome assembly. Lineage: Eukaryota; Viridiplantae; Streptophyta; Magnoliopsida; Malpighiales; Linaceae.